Molecule: messenger RNA, 933 nt
Organism: Mycosarcoma maydis (corn smut)
Lineage: Eukaryota; Fungi; Basidiomycota; Ustilaginomycetes; Ustilaginales
Product: trans-2-enoyl-CoA reductase (NADPH) TSC13
Exons: 1
Coding region: 1-933 (310 amino acids)
Biological process (GO): very long-chain fatty acid biosynthetic process
Molecular function (GO): protein binding; oxidoreductase activity, acting on the CH-CH group of donors
Source: RefSeq, a predicted model, not a curated record
AUGGCUUUCACCAUCACCAUUGAAAAGCGCUCAGCGCCUGGAAAGCCCGCAUCCAAGGGGUUCCCUUUAACCGUGUCGCUCUCGUCUCAAAAGGCCACUCUUGCCGAACUUAAGAAGCAGAUCGCCUCAUCUUCUCGCAAACUCACCGUCGAACGUCAGCGUAUCACCACGCAAGACAGAAAGCCUCUUCUCGAUGAUGACAAGUCGCUUGUCGAUCUAGGCAUCUCUGCAGGUCAAACGCUCUACGUCAAGGACCUCGGUCCUCAGAUUGCUUGGAGAACCGUCUUCCUCACUGAAUACGCUGGGCCCAUCUUGAUCCAUCCUCUCUUCUACUAUUUUGGUCCCCAAAUCUGGAAGCGCGACUUCGUGCCGUCCAAGAUGCAGACCGUAGCUGUCUCUCUCGCUGUUGCUCACUACGUCAAGCGUGAACUCGAGACGCUUUUCGUUCAUCGAUUCAGCAACGGAACUAUGCCACUCUUCAAUAUUUUCAAGAACUCGACUCACUACUGGUUUCUCUCGGGCUUCCUCUUGGCGCCUUUCGUCUACUCUCCUUGGUUCUCUGCUGCCUCUGUAGCUGGUACCAUUCAGGACAACACCACGUUCAUCUACUCGACCGCGGCUGUUAUGGUUCUUGCCGAGCUCGCCAACGGCUACACUCACAUCAUUUUGAAGAAUCUCCGCCCCGCUGGUACCAAAGUCAGAAAGAUCCCGCGCGGUUUCGGCUUCGAGUUGGUCUCUUGCCCCAACUAUUUCUUCGAGUUCCUCGCUUGGGCUGCAUUCACAGUGCUCACGCUGAACCCUGCUAGCGCGCUGUUCGCCGCCGUUAGCACAGCUCAGAUGUGGGUCUGGGCGGUCAAGAAGCACAAGAACUACAAAAAGGAGUUCGGCAAGGAGUACCCCAAGCGCAAAGCCAUGUUCCCCUUCAUUGCUUGA